Corvus hawaiiensis (hawaiian crow) is the source of this 5582-nucleotide messenger RNA. RefSeq names its product INSC spindle orientation adaptor protein (gene INSC). The coding region runs from base 789 to 2384 and encodes 531 amino acids. The record is from RefSeq and is a predicted model, not a curated record. Gene Ontology annotation, cellular component: apical cortex. The transcript has 13 exons. Gene Ontology annotation, molecular function: cytoskeletal adaptor activity; protein binding. NCBI's taxonomy places the organism in Eukaryota, Metazoa, Chordata, Aves, Passeriformes, Corvidae. Gene Ontology annotation, biological process: establishment of mitotic spindle orientation; apical protein localization; asymmetric cell division.
CCUACCAUCCUCAUUUUUUUCUAGGGGAAAGCGUUUUGCUUUGACGUGACUGAAAGCGCAUAAAGCGGAUUUGAAGCUGCAGAUUUAAGUGUCUUGAAUGAAGACUGCCAUGUAAGGCUUUUCUUUAUUUAUCAGUUGUACUGAAACACGAUCAGCCUUACAGCGCAGGGUCUGGGCACAAUGAGUUUUCUUGUGUUUCCAGGCAGAAGAUAAGGGAUAUGCCAUGAAAGGAACACACUGGGAAUGUCUUUCCUUUAGAAAGCUGCGCAGGAAGACACAGGAAAAGCAAGAUUGUUACACUGAGCUCUUGGCUGCCAAUGCGGGGUGCAGCACUGCUUCUUGUUGGGAGUUUUGCCAUUGACUUGAUUGCAAGCAGGACAGCUUUCCUCUGUCACAGCUGUUUAUUUGUUGCUCCCCUUCCACUGCUUUUUGGUGCUGACAAGCACAACCUGUGCCUUUUCACCAGCUUGCACAGGUGGGUUAUAUUUACACCACUAAGCUUGGAAAGUAUUUGAGAGUGGAAGUUAAGGGGAGUACUUUUUUUUUUGUGCCUUUUGCACAGAAGCUGGUGUCUGAAUUCAGCAACUUGUGGAGCACAGGCUUUAAAUGGUGCUUGACAAAUGGGAAAUUAGUGUAUGUCACUGACUGACCACCACCGUGGAGAGCACCUUGAGACAGGAAGAGAAAGUGGCAGCUCCAACGUAUGAGAGAAAGGCCAUGGUUUAUCUCUGUGAACGUGGAGGUUGUAUUCCAGCCUAUGGAGAAGUGCACGUAAGAACUGGAUAAAUAUGGCUUUUAAAGGCGAGGACCACUUAGAUUCCCUUUCCUUACCAGUUCAGCGCAUGCACUUAAUCCAGGUGGACUCUGUUCAGCGAUGGAUGGAGGACCUGAAGUUGAUGACAGACUGUGAAUGUAUGUGCAUUCUCCAGUCCAAGCCCAUCAGCAUUGAGAAGGAUGAACCAAAUGAACUCAUCCUUUCCUCACAGUACAGCACCUGUGAUAACUUGCAGCUUCUGCUAAAGAGGGCUUGGAUCAUAAGCACAGAAUUGACCAGGAUUGCUCAGAAGCUGGACAAGAACAGAUGGCAGAGGGUCCACAGCAUGACAGUGAGGGUCAACUGCCACGUGCGUUCCAUGAUAAACGAGUACAACACCUUCACCAGGAGUUCUUCAGAAGAAAUGCACCAGCUUGAAAAACUUUUAGUAGACAAGUGUUCAGAAUUUACAGCAUUCACAGAAAGGUGCUUACAGACUGAAGAUGAAGAGAUACUGAAGUCCAUGAAAUCUUGUGUUAAUGAAACACUCACUACUGUUGCCCAGUAUUUUGGCCAGUUGAUAGAGCUGGUUUUGACACAUGAAACACAGAACCUGCUGAGGCAGAUAGAGCUCUCGGGCAGUCUGUACGUCAUGGAGUCGGCCAUCAGCAGUUUAUUCAGCCUUGCCCAGGAAGGUGCUCACCUCUGCCGCAUCAUAGCCAAGGAAGGAGGUGUUGUUUCUCUCUUUAAGAUCUGUCGCCAGGAUUGUUUCAGGUGCCUUUAUCCCCAGACCCUGAGAACACUGGCAUCAAUUUGCUGUGUAGAGGAAGGGAUGCACCAGCUGGAAAAGGUUGAUGGGAUACUGUGCCUGGCUGACAUCCUCACUGAUAACAGCCAUUCUGAAGCUACUCAUGCAGAAGCAGCUGCAGUAAUAGCCCAGAUCACAUCUCCACACCUCACGUUCACUCAGCAUCUCAGCAGCUUUCUGGAAAAUAUGGAAGAAAUUGUGACAGCACUUGUCAAACUGUGCCAAGAAGCCUCAUCAGGUGAAGUUUUCCUGCUGGCUUCAGCAGCUCUUGCCAAUAUUACUUUCUUUGAUACCAUGGCUUGUGAAAUAUUGCUCCAGUUAAAUGCAAUGAAGAUUCUCCUAGCAGCAUGUUCCGACAAACGCAUAGUGGACACUCCAUAUUCUCGGGAUCAGGUGGUAACAAUAUUGGCAAACAUGUCUGUGUUGGACCAGUGUGCUUCAGAAAUCAUUCAAGGAAAUGGUGUUCAGCUUUUAAUGGAAAUGCUCUUUGAAAAGUCCUCCUCAGGAAAUCCAGCUGAAGUUGCCGCUUGUGAGCGAGUCCAGCAGAAAUCUGCAGUGACCCUGGCACGGCUCAGCCGAGAUCCCGAGGUGGCAGAUGCAGCCAUAAAACUCAGCUGUAUUCCUCGCCUGAUUAAACUUUGCAGAUCACCAACAGAAAGAAAUAACAGUGAUUCUGUUUUAGUGGCAUGUCUGGCAGCCUUGCGGAGACUGGCAGUUAUGAGUCCUGGUGGACUGGAAGAUUCAGACUUUCAGCAGCUGGUAAAGCCCAGACUUGUGGAUUCUUUUCUGCUAUGCACAAAUAUGGAAGAGAGCUUUGUAUAAAUGGGAGCCAAAAACCUGUGAACAAUAUAGGAUGAUAGGUAUACAGUUAGCUAACACAUGCACAAUUUUAUUUUGUUUUAGUCCUAUUGUUAUUUAUGACUUAUUUAUUCUAAACCCAUGAACAUGUGGUUUGUAGGAGCAAAGGAACAGAAUAAGAAAACUUGUUUCAGUGGUUUGCAAAGGUAAUUUUUUAUUUUCCUGCCAAGACACACCAGACCUUAUCAUUGCCAUCAAACAAAAUGUUUUGUUUAAUAUAGUUGAAUUAAGGUAAUGAAGCCAAGAAUUUGUUGCUCUGAUGUUAAAUGCUUCUAAUGAUGUUUUAUCACUGAUAUUUUUCUAUAGUUAGGACAUUUUGUAGGUUUUUUAAUAAAUGUUUUAGCCUUAUCUGUAUUAGAAGAAAAAUAAUCCUAAAAGCUGCAAGUAUAUACCUUGAAAUGAAAGGGAUGUUACAGUGUGAGUCCAGUUCUUAACUAUUUUUUAAUAGAAUUAUGUAACUGAGAGAAAAAUUUCCAAAAAAUGUUCAAAUACUGGUUUCAAAUGAUGUUAGAAGACAUUCUUAGGCUGUAUAAAGAUGUGCUCUAUUGGAGGAUACAGACUUGUAGAAAGUUCUCUAUUUACGUUGACUGAAAUUUCCUAUAGAAAUUCAUAGAAUUCUAGAAAAAUCUUUGAUGGUGUGUGUGUUUUAAUUCAUAACAUGAAAUUUUCCACCUAUGGUUUAGAAUCAUUACACAGUGAUAAUUUUUUCUCCUUUCCAAGCCUUACAAGAACUGGAAUUGCUCAUGUUCAGACAUGUUUUUAACAUCCAAGCUACUGGUUUUGUGAAAAGCUGUUCACACACAUGCUAAAUAAUCUGAAGAGUUUAAUUAAUUGUAACUUGAAUUUUCAUUUUCCUGGUUUUCUAACUAGCCCUGUAUUUUUUAAAACUUAAAUGGGACUUUUAGGAGCUCUGGAAGUUGAGAAGUGGAUGAUAACCUAAAUAACAGACAUGAUUUUAAAAUAGAUUUUUUUUUACCAACAUUCUUCUUAAUUCUUGCUUUUUCUUUUCAUCAAGAAACUACAUAUAUUGAAAAUUACUUAACCAGCAAUAUCUUAGUAGUGGUUUUUUUCCUUAACUUCUCACAAAGCACUCUGUAGAAUAUGAAAUAAGAUAUAAUUUUUUCUUGAUGGCUUCCAACCGUUGCUUUGGAUCAUUUUAUGCUCAGCAACUUUAGGGUACUAGGAUAUCUGCCAAAACCCCCCCACAUUUCCUUCUUACUGUACUCACUUUGUAGAUAUAUUAAGAAGCUUAAUUCAUUAAUGUUUAUUUAGUGUUAUGUGGUGUUCAGAUGAAAGGCACCAGGAAAUUGUGAGCUGUGGUUGCCUUCCAUAUUUUCUGUAUACAUGAAAUCUGUCUUGCUUCAAGCAGUGAGACAACGAUGGCUACUUUUUUUUCCCUUGAUUGUAUGGGUUAAGAAGUCUCUGCCUUAAUGUCUUUCUUGUGAGCUCUUCAUUUAAUAAGCUCUAUCUUGACUGAAUUUUAAAACCUUACAAAACAUACAACGACCUCUGUCAUGAGCAGCUAUUCAAAGAAAAGUGUUGAAUGAGAUGUUCUAGCAAGCACAGAGAUGAAUUCUGCUUUUUUUGUUUACCUUGAGACAGCUUCUUAAGUUUCCAAGAUUGUUAAAAUGUAUGGUACUGUAAAGCUUUAAAAAUAUUGUAUUAGUGAUGGACUUUAACACUUUCCUUGCUAAGCGGAAGUACAUAUGUGAGCCAUGGAUGUCUUGGUAUAAACAAUAAAUUCAUAAAUUUCAUUGAAAACUAAUUCAAAAUAAGAUUGUGUUGCUAUCUUUCUGAUAGCAUGGCAAUCCCUGAUAAAACACAUAUCAAAUUCUGUAGAGAAUUGCUGUACAGAACCUCAUUCUGUCAGCUUCAACUAACACCAGAGAUAUGAGUUUCUAGAUGGAGUAGGGUUUAUCCCAUAAUGGGUAAAUUUAAAAUCUCAUUUAAAAUUUUUCUCCACACAUGCACAGCUCUUAAGAAAAUGCCAUCAUGACUCAUAAUGUUUUAAUGUCAUUUCUAACACGUCAAUCAAAUAUUCAGUGAGCAGGUUGGCAACAACUAAUUUGCUCUCAAAUACAGUCAUGUGAACUGAAUUUACUACCGAUACUCUCAAUCUGCAAAUACAUGUCCAUAAUUCUAGGCCCAUUUUGUCCAUUUAUGUGUACAUAUUAUGAAUGUGUCUGUUUAUAUUACAGGAGAAAAGUACAUUUAGGUGGAACUCAUAUUUGCAGCAGAAAAUAUAUCUUGAAAGAGCCAUUUCAGCAGACCUCUUGUCACCUAAGUGUCCUCAAAACCAUUUUAGCUAGGUCUGAUUUUUUCACGUAGAGUUGUGCACUUUAUUUUUGUAUAUGUUAAGGUUUAUGAGAAAAUAAACAUACCUCUAACAUUACCUCUUGAUUCACUUGGAAAUAUGAGUCAUUAAAAAUAUUGAUUUACUUUUCUCAUUACUUCUGAAUGAGAAUUCUGGAUUCUGAAUGAAUUCUGGAUUCUAAAUGUUUGCUUUGAAAGUGACUCCUCAGCUUUUAAACAAAACAAGCCAACCAAACAAAAAAGAACUGUUUAAGCCAGAAUAAACAUUUUUGCUUUCAAUGCAGUAUGAAACAAAAUAUUUCAUAUAAAGAGAUUUUCACUAAAAUAAGUAUUGUGGUGGGACAAUCUUUGGACUCCCUGUGUAUAUACAUAUACAGGUGGGAGAGAGAGAGGUGGAGAGUAUGUGUAAUACAUUCACAAAUCAGCUAAUUUAUGUGGACUCAUUGACCUAUACUGUAUGUAGCUUAAGUAUUGGUUUAAUCUUCCUGGAAAAUGAAUGUUAAACUUGUUAGAAAUGUUGUAGUUUCACUUAAAUUCUUCUGAACAUUUUCAAUUUUGUGUGAGGUUAAAAAUGCUUAACAAACAUGCAGUGAGCUGCAGGAUUCUUUGUAAUUUUGAUUUACACUCCAGCAACUUUGGACAAUGUCUUCAAAUUUCAGCUUUCGUUUCAAACUGUUUACAGAUAUUCAGGGCCCAGAUGUUUCAUUCAUAGAAUAAAGUUUGGUUUUUCUCAGUUUAUUGUGUACUUGGUACAUGAAUCACUUAUGUGGAAUGUUACUUGUCUGACCUUUUCAGUUUAAAAUAGUAUUUGUAUCUACAAAGAAUAAAAUAACGUCUUUGUAAAUUGCA